This is a messenger RNA of Cooperia oncophora, 582 nucleotides long. The record is from the annotation of a GenBank genome assembly. Lineage: Eukaryota; Metazoa; Nematoda; Chromadorea; Rhabditida; Trichostrongylidae.
AUGGGUCUCGACAGGUCGACAAUUGCCGUUACUUGUGCCGUUCUGUUGAUCUCCACUAUAGCGGCUAUUUACUUCCUACGGAAGAAAAAGGGCAGUGGUUCGAAGGAUACCAAGUACGCUCUUCCAUUAGCCGAAAAGAUAGUAGUUAGCCACGACACACGCAAAUUCCGGUUUCGGUUGCCCUCAGAGAACCAUGUGCUUGGUCUUCCAGUGGGUCAGCAUGUGUACCUGAGCGCUAAAAUUGAUGGGAAGUUAGUGGUACGUCCAUACACUCCGGUCUCCAGUGAUGACGAUUUGGGUUACGUCGAACUGAUGAUCAAGUUGAUCAUUUGGCUUCAGGUUUACUUCCGUGGCGUGCAUCCUAAGUUCCCAGAUGGUGGUAAGAUGAGUCAGCACUUGGAACAAAUGAAAAUUGGUGAUACGAUAGAUUUUCGUGGACCGUCUGGGCUAAUUGUUUAUAAGGGCCAUGGAAAGUUCGCCAUACGACCAGACAAGAAAUCACCACCGAAGGAACGGGUUUUCAAAAAGAUCUCUAUGAUUGCUGGAGGAACUGGAAUUACUCCGAUGUUACAGGCUAGUUGA